Suhomyces tanzawaensis NRRL Y-17324 is the source of this 402-nucleotide messenger RNA. RefSeq lists its product as uncharacterized. The transcript has a single exon. The record is from RefSeq and is a predicted model, not a curated record. NCBI's taxonomy places the organism in Eukaryota, Fungi, Ascomycota, Pichiomycetes, Serinales, Debaryomycetaceae. The coding region runs from base 1 to 402 and encodes 133 amino acids.
AUGUCGAAUCAAAGACGGUGCUCACUAGCAUUGGAAUCUACUGGGAACAACCCUGGUGACCCCCUCAAUGCCUAUCUCGUGUACAACACCCAAUUGAGCAAGUGCAAGAGCGUGCCCGACCUCACCAAGGAAGCAAGCGUAUCGUUCAAUUCCGUGGACAACCACCACACAAAGAGACGGGUGUCGUUGUGCGAUUUGAACAACCUUGACCAGCAGCUCGAGACCUUGAGGGGCUCUGCAUACACCACCACAGCCAUGGCCAACUCUACCCAGUGCUUGGUGAAUCACAAGUCCAACCCUCGGCCCUCCUACGAGGGCCACUACUCUCCACCAACUGGAUGUAGAAGACAUCAGAGACGCAAAAGCGUUGCUAUGAAGUUUGAGAAUCCCCGCGUGGUAUGA